Molecule: messenger RNA, 1359 nt
Organism: Fusarium tjaetaba
Lineage: Eukaryota; Fungi; Ascomycota; Sordariomycetes; Hypocreales; Nectriaceae
Product: 1-aminocyclopropane-1-carboxylate synthase
Exons: 6
Coding region: 1-1359 (452 amino acids)
Biological process (GO): biosynthetic process; amino acid metabolic process
Molecular function (GO): pyridoxal phosphate binding; transaminase activity
Source: RefSeq, a predicted model, not a curated record
AUGGCAUCUUCAAAGGCAACCCUAUCAAAGAGAGGCGAGGCUUUCGCGACGCUUACGAGCAAAAUGCCAAUGCUGGAUGUAGUCAGCGAUCUAUGGCAUCCCGAAACGAAUCCUGACGGGUACAUCAGCCUCGGAGUCGCUGGGAAUACGCUCAUGCACAAGGAACUGAUUGAGCACAUUACCCAGAAUUUCAGUCUUGAUAGCCAUGCUUUAACAGCUGGUGACGGUUUCAUAGGGUCUCAUCGCCUACGAAACACCCUCGUAAGAUUCAUCAACCGCCACUUCGGCCCGUUUGAAGACAUCACAAAAGAUCAAGUCAUUGUCACCUCAGGUGUAGGCCAGGCAAUCGAGCUCAGUGGCUUCGCGCUCUGCGAUAAAGGCGACGGCGUUUUGCUUGCGCGACCUCACUAUGGAAACUUCCCCAUUGAUCUGGGCUAUAGAGUGGAAGCCAAGAUUAUCGGUGUCUCGUUUGGAGAUGUAGAUCCUUUUAGUAUAGAGACCGUCACUCAUUAUGAGAAAGCUUUGGAGGAGGCCGAGGAGCAAGGGAUUCGUGUUAGGGUGUUCCUGUUGUGCAACCCUCAUAACCCACUGGGUCGAUGCUAUGCUCCCGAGGUUCUCAAGGCAUACAUGCAAUUCUGCCAGAAACAUAACCUACACCUCAUCAGUGACGAGGUAUAUGCCCUGUCAGUCUGGAAGAACCCAGACGUCCCUAAUGCGCCGGAAUUCACUUCAGCUUUGGCUAUUAAUCCGGGUGGUUUGAUUGAUAGAGAUUUGCUACAUGCCCUUUGGGGAAUGGGCAAGGACUUUGGUUCCUGUGGUAUCAGAAUAGGCUGUCUGACCAGUCGGAAUGAGGCCUUUUUACGAGCUUGUGAAGCAAACUCUUACUUCUCCGGACCUUCUUCCCUGGCCGACCUUGCGACCGCGCGUGUACUCGCUGAUGAUACCUUCAUCGAGAGUUACAUCAAAACCAAUCGAUUACGAUUAGCAGAGAACUACAGACUAACGACCAAGUUCUUAAAGGGCCAUCAGAUUCCAUACAAGCAAGGGUCCAAUGCAGGCUUGUUCGUAUGGGCUGAUCUAUUCCAGCCCUUGCGCGCACAACUUGAUGCUACUCUACAGAAGCAGAAAGACCAAGAGGGAGAUCUUGAGAAAGCUCUGAGGGCUCUGGAAGCAAGUCUACAAGAGACUCUGUUGAGGCACAAGAUAUUCUUGGCUCUUGGCGCUGAUUUCGGAAGUGAUGUGCCCGGCUGGUUUCGAAUUGUGUUUGCUCAUGAAAAGACGUAUCUGAACCUGGGUCUGGAGCGCAUGAUCGAGGCUAUCGAAGCUUUCCGUGGUCGACUUAUGGAAGAUAAAAUGUAA